ACAGAGCAAGCAAACCCCACCGCCACCGGAUCCACAGUCGGCAUUCUCCUCGCUCCUCUCGCACCGGAGACCGAUCAAACAUCCUACCCGAUGGCUCCUCUCCUCUCGCCGCCGCUGCUGGCCGACUUAGUGGCCAAGUCCCAUUCCUCUUCCACGGCCAUCCGCUGCUCCGCCAGUGUCCGUCGAUGGGCAGUCGCAGGGCUGGCCGGCGCCGGAAGGAGAGACCGGCACCGGAGACGGAGGAGGGGAUUCAGGGUGUCUGCGGUGGCAACAGAGUCCCGCAGCUCGGAGGGGGGCGCCGCCGAAGAUUACUACGCCGUUCUUGGAGUUAUGCCGGAUGCAACACCCCAGCAGAUCAAGAAAGCGUACUACAAUUGCAUGAAAUCAUGCCAUCCAGAUCUUAGCGGGAACGACCCUGAUGUCACGAACUUCUGCAUGUUCAUCAAUGAGGUUUACACGGUACUCACCGAUCCCGUCCAGCGAGCGGUGUAUGACGAGAUCAAUGGCUAUGCUGCAACAGCAACCAACCCCUUCUUGGAUGAUGCACCCAGGGAUUGUGUGUUUGUCGACGAGUUUAGUUGCAUAGGAUGUAAAAACUGUGCUAAUGUGUGCUCCAAGGUUUUCGAAAUCGAGGAGGAUUUUGGGCGUGCAAGAGUUUACAACCAAUCAGGCAACCAAGAGCUAAUUCAAGACGCCAUCGAUAGUUGUCCGGUUGACUGCAUCCAUUGGACUUCAGCAGCACAACUUUCACUCCUUGAAGAUGAAAUGCGCAGAGUCGAGAGAGUAAAUGUUGCCUUGAUGCUUUCUGGGAUGGGAAGUUCAGUUGACGUGUUCAGGAUGGCAAGUAGGCGCUGGGAGAAAAGACAAGCAAAAGUCUUGGAUAAGGUAAGGAUGCGCAUGAGCCAAGAUGAUUCUAACAAGGGAAGCUCAUGGAGUGAUAUAUGGGGAUCACCAACAAGAUAUCAAAAGAACGAAGAGGACACAAAGGAGAGAGUAAUGCGAGCGGCUGCGGCCGCCAGGAGGUGGCGGGAAUACUCGAGGAAAGGUACAGACAGGCCUCCUACAUUCAAACUUCCAGAGGCAGCAUCGAGCAAGGAGUGAGAAUACAGUCGAUACACAAUCUUUGAGUGGUUUCACGAAGUGUCAGUUAACCCCCAUUUACUCCAUGUAUAGUCUAAUUUCCCGCGGAGAGCUGUAUAGCAUUGGGUCUCUCGCCCCCACUCCACAUGUUAGAAAUAUUUGUAAAUCAUACUAGAGUUAGUUGGUGCAGAUCAAUGGUCGCCCAUGGAAUAUAGAUUCCAGAUGUAAAAUAUAUCUCAAUCUCAAUAGUAAGACUAUUUCUCAA
Molecule: messenger RNA, 1345 nt
Organism: Lolium rigidum
Lineage: Eukaryota; Viridiplantae; Streptophyta; Magnoliopsida; Poales; Poaceae
Product: chaperone protein dnaJ C76, chloroplastic
Exons: 9
Coding region: 91-1101 (336 amino acids)
Molecular function (GO): iron ion binding; electron transfer activity
Source: RefSeq, a predicted model, not a curated record